GGGGGAGCGCGCGCUGUCAUGGAACGAAAGUGUGGGAUGAGCUAAUAUUUUUUGCUGAUAAUGUUUUAGCCCCUGAGCAUUUUGGGGAGAAGGAGACAAUACCACGCGCAUUGAACAAUAUUGGAGAAUGACCUAUUUUCAACGGCCAAUAAAUCAACCUUGUUGUCAAGAAUCCACGGUGCACCGACUGACGGGUGCACAUGGGGACAUAUAAAAGGGCUGUCGGCGGCUUUUGAAGAUGCCAACUGGCAUCGGCUUGAGAAAUAGUGGUAUAUUUAGAAUAAACGUAUAGCCUAGGCUGUAGUCUCACUUGCCUGCCUAUAUAAGAAUGGGAAGUUUGUGUAAUUUAGAAUAAACGUAUAGCCUAGGCUGUAGUCUCACUUGCCUGCCUAUAUAAGAAUGGGAAGAUUGUGUAAUUUAAUUUGAUUACACUAUAGCAGCAUUCUCUCGCCACAGGACACAAUUCCCACGUGCGGUUUUCAUAAUCCAACAUCUGAGUAGUGUUUUCCCUGCGGCUCCCAGGGAGCGGGGACUGAGCUCACACAUUCACACAUGCGAGCUGUUCGCUCCGCGCCUCGGCUAUUUGAAAUGAGGACGGCAACCCGACCCUUUGCUGUUUGAAACUGUAGGCCUACUCGGGUGAUUUCUGCGGUCCGAACCAUCUGUGGCACGGCGCUGAGUGGGACGCUAUCUGCAGUGAUAGGGAGGAGGACGAGCCUGCUGUCCGCUAUACCCCAGCCUGUUCCCCGCGUACGGUACAGACAUGGAGCCUCUACCGGAGCAGAACUGCACCAUGUCAAAAAAGAGAGCUAUAGCUAAAAUCUUCAAAGUUCGCAAGAGGAGACAGAUGCUUUUCGUUCAAGUCUGUUUUAUCUGCAGUAUUCUAUGUUUGGCAUGGUGCAUGUCCGCCCUGCUCACAAAAACAGGACAUGGUCUGGUCCUGGAGCAGGGGCUGGCUGACACAUCUGACCGUCUGGGACGCAGGCUGAUGGCCUUGGACGGGGAUAAUAACACACUGGAUAAGAAUUGCACAGAGCCAGCCAUCAAUGAGUUCCCUGAGGAUAUCUUCACCACCUACCAACGCACAAGAGGAGCUGUGCUGCUGCACAUAUUUGCGGCCCUGUACAUGUUUCUGGCCUUGGCAAUCGUCUGCGAUGACUACUUUGUGAUGUCGUUGGAGAAGAUCUGUGAGAAACUGGACCUGAGUGAAGAUGUGGCAGGAGCUACGUUCAUGGCUGCUGGCAGCUCAGCACCAGAGCUGUUCGCCUCGAUUAUAGGUGUGUUUAUCACUCAUGGAGAUGUGGGUGUUGGAACCAUAGUGGGCUCAGCAGUAUUCAACAUUCUAUGCAUCAUCGGUGUGUGUGGAAUCUUCGCUGGGCAGGUGGUGUACCUGACUAAGUUUGCAGUGUUCCGUGACUCGUUCUACUACACUCUGUCUGUGUUGGCAUUGAUUGCAUUCAUCUAUGAUGAGAAGAUAGUGUGGUGGGAGAGCUUAGUGCUGGUAGUGAUGUACUUUGGGUACAUUCUGAUCAUGAAAUUUAACACCAGCAUCCAAAACUAUUUCUCAGGGAAGGAAGACAAGAGCUUGGCCAACGGUAACACGGUGAUCAGCAGCGAACUGGAGGAUGUGAAGCCCACUAAGAGGUACAGUCGUAGCUCUGUGGUGAUGGUAGAUGAGAUUAUCAACUCCAGCCCUCCUAACUACCGUUUCCCCGAUGCCGGCCUGCGCAUCAUGAUCACCAACCACUUUGGCCCCAAGACACGCCUCCGCAUGGCUAGCCGCCUCAUCAUCAAUGAGCAACAGAGGUUGGUGCAGGCAUCUAACGGUGUGGACAACGUGACCAUGGUGAUCACAGAUGGUAAACCUGAGACCUUGGAGAACGGCACUGUACCAGAGGAAAAGACUGUUGAGGAAGAGGAGGGAGAAUCCCUGAAUUCACCCUUCACCGUCCCUGGGGGCUGCAGGGAGACAGUGAAGUGGCUGAUCUCCUGGCCCAUCCUGCUGCUACUCUACUUCACUGUGCCAAACUGUGCCAAGCCUCGCUGGGAACGCUUCUUCAUGCUCUCCUUCUUCCUCUCCACCGUGUGGAUCGCCAUCUUCUCCUACUUCAUGGUCUGGAUGGUCACCAUAAUUGGCUACACUCUGGGCAUCCCUGAUGUGAUUAUGGGAAUCACCUUCCUGGCAGCAGGCACCAGUGUCCCCGACUGUAUUGCUAGCCUGAUCGUUGCUCGACAAGGUCUUGGGGAUAUGGCGGUUUCCAACACCAUUGGUAGUAAUGUCUUUGAUAUCUUGGUGGGACUGGGGCUCCCCUGGGCGAUACAGACCAUGGCUGUGGACUAUGGUUCUGAGGUGAUGAUCAAUAGCAGAGGGCUGGUCUACUCUGUGGUGCUUCUUCUGGGCUCUGUGUUUCUGACAGUUCUGGGGAUCCAUGUGAAUCAUUGGAAGUUGGACCUGAAGCUGGGUGUGUACGUGCUGGUGAUGUACGUCAUCUUCCUGUGUUUCUCCAUCAUGAUCGAAUACAACGUGUUCACCUUCGUCAAUCUGCCAAUGUGUCUGGAGCAGCUGUAGGAUGGCCUACACCACCAGACAGGUGUCCCUGCUGAAUUAUAGACUCACAUAGCCCUCUGAAUCUAAACUUAGCCACUAACUACUCAAUCAUUUCUAUCCUGAAAUCCCCCCCCCCCUCACACACACAGACAUACACUCCUUUUAACACCCCUUUUUCAUUCCAGACGUAAAUGUCUGCCCUCGCUAUAUCCCUUUUCCAUUCCUUCACUAUCUAUCAACAAUAUAGAGAGGUAGGCUAGUGGUUAGAGUGGUGGACUAGUAACCGGAAGGUUGCAAGUUCAAACCCCCGAGCUGACAAGGUACAAAUCUGCCGUUCUGCCCCUGAACAGGCAGUUAACUCACUGUUCCUAGGCCGUCAUUGAAAAUAAGAAUUUGUUCUUAACUGACUUGCCUAGUUAAAUAAAGGUUAAAAAAGAUACAUACAUUCAUUCACAAUAUCUUCAGUUCCCCAAACACUCCCCCUACAUGUUUUUCUGCUGUCAAUGAGAAGAGGAGAUACCAACAGUACCGUAUGGAUUCUCCUUACUGACCCAGAGGAACCGAAGGCUACUCUUUGUCUUUCCCUCCAGAACCCAACUCACUGUCCAAAGGAGAGAUACACAGAACCCAUCUAGCUGAAACCCUCCUAGUCUUCACAACAUAACCCAGGACCACCAUUACACUUCCUAUACUUCCGUCCUCCUCUGUUUGUAUCUCAUCCGGUCUCAAUAAAUAUUUUUGGGGUCAGGCAGCUCACCGGCCUCCAUCCCUACUAAAGAAAAGGACCCAAGCAUUUAUGAAAUCUUCAUUUAUUGCCAUUUUGAUUUAUUCUAUUAUCUUCUUCCUUUGGAAGUAAAACAAACAUACAUUUCAUGAACAUGCACUUUAGAUGUUGCGCGUGAAAAGAAGUAGAGUAUAUAUAUGACAUAAUAUAUUAUAUUUUUCAGUGUUGCACUUCCUUUGUGUGGUUCAAUAAGGAGAGAGAGGGGGAGGCAGCAUGUGCCAAAUCCUAUCUCUCUUUCGCUGGCAGAAAGAGGGGAGUCCAGGGGAGAACCUGUCAUUCUUCUGUUUCUGGACACUCCAACUGCAAGGAACUGCUGACCAAGACAUUGAUACGCCGUUUCCUGUGUUUGAGUGUAAGUGAAAGUAGGUGAGACAUUGCAAGGAAGGGAGGAGAGUCUCCUCUAUUAGUAUUCAACACCACUGUGGAGAGGAGAACACAUCUUGGAAGACUAUGCCCCAUUGGUGCUUGGUGGAUGCUGAUUUAACACAAAGCUCAAGUGUUCCCGAGAGAACAGGACUUGGGCCCAGCUGUUUUGGCUGAGGAAAAGCAUGGAUUUAUUUUGGCGUGUUGAUUGUUGUUCAUGUUGAUUUGUUUUGAUUGCUUAAUUGUGUGUUUGAUAUCUUCAGCUCCUUCAGCUUGUGUUCUGUCUGAGGCCCGAUCCAUCAGAUACAAUACAGACCCAUUCAGUUUCCUCACCUCCCUGUGCUCCAGCCUGUCCGUCUCGGCGAGCUGAAGAGCUGCUGCUGAUGAUGGGGAUCUGUGCUUCACAAUGGUACACUUAUUUGUGUUGUGUGUUUGUUUAUAUGUAAAUACGACCUGUCAUGCACAAGCUGAGGUUCUCUCGGUGUGAACCCAGUGCUACCUUAAUUCUGCCAGUCGGGCAUGGAGGGGCAAGUGGGAUGCAGUUCCUGUGUAGAUAUUUUAAACUGCUUCUGUCUUUCCCCUACCCUGCUCCAAAUACUUCUCUUCCUCCUCCUCACUUCUUUUUCUCAUCCUGGCUCUCUCUCAUUGUGAUUUUGUCUUCUCUAAAUGCACAAUGGGACAUUUAUUUACUUCUCCUGCGGAGCAGAAGCUUAGCGUGAUGGGAUCACUACCCUGUCCGUCCGUCAACCUCCAAAUAUUGGCAGCUACGAGUUGAGUUGCCCUCCGCCCAUCUGACUGACCUUGUUAAGGGUCGUGUUCAUCAGGGCACACAAUGGAAAACACCUUAAACCGAAAAAGUGUUUCUUAUUGUUUCAGUCCGUUUUCUUCCGUUUGGUACCUAAUGAACACAACCCAGUUCAGGGGUCACUAUGGGAGCAGAGGGUGGCAUCUGUGUCAGUGUCAGUCAUGACUGGGUGUUUCAGUGUUGAAAGGUUCUGUCACUGUUGUCUGUGUUAAAAGGCAGACAUUGGAUGGAGUGUGUGGUAUAUACACUCAGUGGCUAGUUUAUUAGGUACACCAAUGGUUAGCUCCUACGCACAGUCACUUGGCCAUGGCUUGUUAUAUAAAACAGGCAGACAGGCAUUCAGUUACUGUUCGAUUGAACGUUAAAAUGGUCAUAACUAGUGACCUAAGCGACUUUGAGCAUGGUUCGAUUGUCGGUGUCAAGUGCGCCGGUUCUGGUAUCUCAGAAACGACCAGCCUCCUGGGCUUUUCACGCACGACAGUCUAGUGUUUACCGAGAAUGGUGUGACAAACAAAAAACAUCCAGUCAGCAUCAGUCCUGUGGGCAAAAACAGCUCGUUGAUGAGAAGUUGAAGGAGAAUGGCAAGAAUCGUGCAAGCUAACAGGUGGGCCACAAACAGACAAAUAACGGCACAGUUCAACAGUGGUGUGCAGAACGGCAUCUCGAAUCACACAACUCUUUGGUCCUUGUCACGGAUGGGCUAUUGUAGAGACAACCUCACUGGGUUCUACUCUUAUCAGCUAAAAACAAGAAGUGGCUCCAGUGGGCACGCGAACACCAACACUGGACAACUGAGGAGUGGAAAAACAUCACCUGGUCUGACAAAUCCCGGUUCCUGUUGCAUCAUUCUGUUGGCAGAGUCAGGAUUGGAUAUAAGAAGCAUGAGUCCAUGGACUCAUCCUGCCUGUUGUCAGCGGUACAGGCUGGUGGAGGUGGUGUAAUGGUGUGGGGAAUGUUUUCCUGACACACGUUAGGUCCCUUGAUACCAAUUGAGCAAUGUUUCCAUCCCCUGAAGAAUUGAGGCUGUUCUGGAGGCAAAGGUUGUCCGACCCAGUACUAGAUGGGUAUAACUAAUAAACUAGCCACUGAGUGUAUUAUAUAAACACAUGUAUGCAAUCUCAAUUAAAAGAGGACCAGUUAAGGGUGGUACAGUAUAUUAUGCAUUUGAGAAUUUUAUUUAUUUAUUGAAGCUGCUGAAAGCAUUUAUACUAUACAAGUACAUGAACUUAUGCAUGCACAAAACACACAGACACACACACACUUGUCAAAUGUUUACUCCCCAUGCCCAAAGUACACAUACACAAACUUUUCAAAUGUUUACUCCCCAUGCCCAAAGUACACAUACACAAACUUUUCAAAUGUUUACUCCCAUGUUCACACACACAUGCAAUCUCAUAAACACACACACACACACACACACACACACACACACACACACACACACACACACACACACACACACACACACACACACACACACACACACACACAAAAUACAUUUUCUUGUCUCAGUGGUAGUAGCUGGUGCAUUGUUAAAUGUUAAGUGAUGAUCUGAUCUGACAGGAGUGUAAUGUCAGUGUUGAACGAAAGCCAGAUGAAUGUUGCUACGGUCUGUUUAUUAUGGUCUGAGUUAUGAUGUCACCUACACCUUAGGUGCAUGGUAAAUAAACAAACAAACAAACAAAGGGCAGGCCCUAGUACUGGUCUGGGUCAUGUUCAUUACAGCACGCAAUGGAAAACAUUUUGCAAUAGAAACUAAAAUAAUAAUUUCUUAUUGGACAAGAACAGAUAGUCCCCUCCAUGUUUCAGUCCAUUUCUUAAAUGUGGUGCCUAAUGAACACAACCCUGGUGUGUUAAAGGCAGGUGGUAUAAGACAAUGGUGCCCUGCCUGUGCCCUGGAUAUUUGUCCAUCCUCUUACAGUCUCAUUGAUGUCUUGUGUUUUAUUCUGUACUGUAUAUUCUUAUUGUAACCGGGAUAGAAGCCUCUACUCCUGUAUUUUUCGUGUGCAACUCUUAACUCCAAGAAACAAAAAAAACAUUUUGAAAAAUGGUCUUGGAAAAGUGGCCAUAUGUUUUCAAAUCUCACUUGAUUUAUUCCAUCCCUAAAACAUUCUACUCAUGUCAUGAAAAUAAUAUAAUUUUGUGCCAUGGGUUUUAGUUGUUGUUAUCACAUAUGAACUAAGGGAUAUGUACAUUUUUUGUAAUCGUAACAAUACAUUUUGAAAUGAAUGGAUGAGCAGAUCUAAGUUUAAAUAAUUUGUCACCAGGUGGGGCUGAGGGUCUCCUGUAGGGUCAUAUCCAUGUUGUCAGUAAACAAACAAUGCACUGAUGUUUAUCAUAGCUCUAUAAGGAGUAUAAUAUCUCACUAAAUACCCACUUCUGUUGGUGAAUACCUUUGUCAAAGAGAAACUUUGAGAGGAAGUCACCAUUAAACUUGACUGCACUGUAUGGCAUGCAUGAACACAACACACACACACACCUACUUUGGCUCUGUUGUUAUACACACAAUUGUGAGAGACUCUUAGUGAAUGUUCCCUGGUUCACUGUGAGUGAAGGGUCGUAAGGUAAUUCAUCAAAAUUGAUAAAAGGUAGGCUAAAGAGUUAAAUUUAAGACAUUGGUGUUUAACUUGAAUGUAUUUGUCUUGCUAUAAAUGGAUGUAUCCAACCAAUGCAUUUUACUGUAAAGCAAUAAUCAUCAAAGGAUUUCAAAAUAUUUAUGUAUAUUGUUAAAUGAAUCAUGAUUAUCUACGAGAUGGAUGAGCUGGAUGACACAUUAAAUAAUAGUGUUGAUACAUGCCUACUUUUCUCUUUAAAAUUGCUUUCUUUGAUCCUACAAUGUGUACUUAUACUGAACAAAAAUAUAAAUACAACAUGUAAAGUGUUGGUCCCAUGUUUCAUUUGCUGAAAUAAAAGAUACCAGAAAUGUUCCAUA
Molecule: messenger RNA, 7432 nt
Organism: Oncorhynchus kisutch (coho salmon)
Lineage: Eukaryota; Metazoa; Chordata; Actinopteri; Salmoniformes; Salmonidae
Product: sodium/potassium/calcium exchanger 4
Exons: 17
Coding region: 764-2569 (601 amino acids)
Biological process (GO): calcium ion transmembrane transport; intracellular calcium ion homeostasis
Cellular component (GO): plasma membrane
Molecular function (GO): calcium channel activity; calcium, potassium:sodium antiporter activity
Source: RefSeq, a predicted model, not a curated record